AUGGCAACCCCCAAUAAUUCCUGCUUCCAGCCAUCUUUCUUCAUCUUGGUUGGGAUCCCAGGCCUGGAGCAUUUACACGUUUUGAUCUCCAUCCCGUUUUUCUUGAUAUUUCUCUCAGCCAUGAUUGGGAACUAUAUGGUUGUAUUGAUCAUUGUCAUGGAGACGAGCCUUCACCAGCCCAUGUACAUAUAUUUCAUUCUUCUCGCUUUCAUAGACCUUAUUUUAGCUAAUACAACUAUGCCCAAGCUUCUUAGCGUCUUCUGGUUCCACUAUAAUAAGAUUAACUUCCUUUCAUGUCUUUUCCAGAUGUUCUGUGUGCAUGCUUUCUCCACCAUCGAAUCUGGAAUCUUUCUGGCUAUGGCGUAUGACCGCUAUGUAGCUAUAUGCAACCCUCUUAGAUAUUCAUUCAAGAUGACCACCAGUGUUAUUAUUGGAAGUGGGGCAUUAGCCAUACUGCGGGGGGUAUUUUUCAUGCUUCCCUUGCCUCUCUUGCUGAGAAGGUUCCAUCUAUACACCAGCAAUGUUAUCCUGCACUCGUAUUGUGAACAUAUGGCAGUGGUGAGGCUGGCCUGUGCUGAUGGCUCCUUCAAUGACCAUGUUGGCAUGGCUGUUGGAUUCAUGGUGUUGGUGAUGGACUCAGUGCUUAUUGUAACUUCUUAUGUGAUAAUCCUUCGUGCUCUGCUUAGGCUGACUGCUGAGGCUCGUCUGAAGGCCUUCGGAACCUGUGUUUCUCAUGUCUGUGCCAUUCUGUGUUUUUAUACUCCAAUACUCUGCUCAUCCAUGGUCCACAGAUUUGGGAUACAUGUCCCUCAUCAUACUCAUAUCCUUCUGGCAAAUUUCUAUCUCCUUGUGCCUCCACUGCUGAACCCUCUGGUUUAUGGAAUAAGAACCAAACAGAUCAGAUUGAGGAUGAGAAUGUUCUUCUUUUAA
Molecule: messenger RNA, 930 nt
Organism: Bufo bufo (common toad)
Lineage: Eukaryota; Metazoa; Chordata; Amphibia; Anura; Bufonidae
Product: olfactory receptor 52M1-like
Exons: 1
Coding region: 1-930 (309 amino acids)
Biological process (GO): G protein-coupled receptor signaling pathway
Cellular component (GO): membrane
Molecular function (GO): G protein-coupled receptor activity; olfactory receptor activity
Source: RefSeq, a predicted model, not a curated record